GGGGGCGGAGCCGAUGAGAUCCCGGCCAUGUCGGGCCCCACCUCGCGCCGCCUCCUCGUCCCCCUCGCCCGCCGCGCCGCGUACCACCACCACCACCACCACCACAGCCGCGGCCUCGUCCUCGCCCGCUCGCUCCAGGCGGCCGCGGCCCCUGCCGAUCCCUCGCCGCCGCCACGGCUCCCCGCGUCGCCUCUGGCUCGGAGCUAUUCAAGUGCAUUCACAAGUGUUCAUGGAGAGAGGCCAUCAUCAGAGUAUGCAAAGAUCAGAAAGGAGUCGCUAGAAAGCCAGUUUGGAAGGAUCUUGGGUUCAAGUUCACGUAUGCUCUUUGCAGACCGUGGCUUUGGUCCAUUCCUUGCACUGUACAGGGCAGCAACUAUCUCUUUUCAUGUUAUGAAGCUCACUAUUUGGCAUUUACUGCUCGGUGAUGUUCACAAACGAGCUGAGAAGUUCAGGGAGACCUUGAUCAGAUUGGGGCCAUUUUACAUCAAGCUUGGACAGGCACUGAGCACACGCCCUGAUAUACUGCCGAAUGCAUAUUGUCAAGAGCUCUCUAAGUUACAGGAUCAAAUACCACCAUUUCCUACUCGUAUUGCAGUCAGGACUAUUGAGUCGCAAUUGGGCGCUCGAAUUUCUGAUCUAUUUGCUGAUAUCAGCCCAGAGCCAAUUGCUGCAGCAUCACUAGGGCAAGUAUACAAAGCUCAUCUACACUCUGGAGAGCUUGUCGCAGUCAAAGUUCAGAGGCCUGGAAUGACUCCCUUGCUGACUCUGGAUGCACUUUUGUUCCAUAUGAUUGGAGGACAGUUGAAACGGUUUGCAAAGGCUCGCAAAGAUUUACUGGUAGCAGUUAAUGAGAUUGUCAGGCACAUGUUUGAUGAGAUUGAUUAUGUUUUAGAGGGAGGAAACGCUGAAAGAUUUGCAACUCUUUAUUCUCAUGGUGGGAAUAACUGUGGAGGUGGGACAGGUAUCAUAGUCCCAAAGGUCUACUGGAAUUAUACACGCAAAUCUAUAUUAACUCUGGAAUGGAUUGAUGGGAUCAAGCUCACAGAUGCUGAGCGCAUUGCGAAAGCCAAUCUGAACAGGAAGAGGAUGAUUGAUGAGGGUCUCUAUUGUUCAUUGAGGCAGCUUCUUGAAGAAGGGUUUUUCCAUGCUGAUCCCCAUCCAGGUAAUCUGGUGGCAACUGAAGGUGGAUCUCUUGCAUAUUUUGACUUCGGUAUGAUGGGAGAUAUUCCAAGGCACUAUCGCGUAGGGCUUAUACAAAUGCUUGUGCACUACGUUAACCGUGAUUCCUUGGGCUUGGCAAAUGACUUCCAUUCACUGGGAUUUGUCCCAGAGGGAACAGACCUACAUGCAGUUGCUGAUGCAUUGCAUGUCUCCUUUGGUGAUGGAAGGAGGCAAUCAAAUGAUUUUCAGGGGGUGAUGAAUCAUCUGUAUGAUGUCAUGUAUGAGUUUAAUUUCUCUCUUCCUCCUGAUUAUGCACUGGUGAUAAGGGCACUUGGUUCAUUAGAAGGGACUGCAAAAGCAUUGGAUCCUGACUUCAAAGUUAUUGAGAGUGCAUAUCCAUUCGUCAUUGGGAGGCUCCUUGAGGAUCCCAGCCCUGAUAUGAGGAAAAUAUUGAGGCAGCUUCUGAUAUGUGAUGAUGGAUCCAUCAGAUGGAAUCGACUGGAGCGGCUGAUUGCAGCUAUAUCGGAACAGUCCUCAGGAUCUUCAAAUAAGUCUGAAGAUGGAUCUGGUGAAAUUUCUGCUGGCAGUACUGCUAGCUGGAGAUCUUUUGACAUGCAUUCUGUGGUUGCAGCUACAGAAGACCUUUUUAAUUUCAUUUUAUCAAGAAAAGGCUGGAGGGUUCGUGUUUUUCUUGUUCAGGACAUCAUAAAAGCUUCAGAUGCAUUCCUACAAGAAGCAACGUUUCCAGGUAUAUUUGAUGAGGAAGGAACUACAGUGGAGCUACAUUCAGAGAGAAGUAAAAUGAUAAGAAGGGUGGUACAUGGUGUUCGAUCUUUCCGUCAGGCUAUCAGUUUGGCUCCAGAUGCCUGGACUGCCAUGCUAUUCCGUACCUUGUUGAAACCUGAAUCCCAGAAAUUUAUUCUUGAUGUCUUUCUAGCCUUGGCAAUGAAUUCCUGUUACAAGAUUCCAGAAACAAGCUGGAUCUGUAUGUCGAGAUUUCUGAAUUACUUGGACAGGCAAGAUAGGUAACACAUAAUGAAAAUGCAAUCUAAUUAUCUUUGAUCUGAAUUCAUUCUUCAGCGGCCAAUAUCUUUGUCUGGUGAGAGCUGGUACCAACCUUCUAUCUGAUACAUAAAAGCUACAGUACUAGUUACGUUUAUGUACUGCUAUUAUGCCCUAUUAUCA
This is a messenger RNA of Oryza brachyantha (malo sina), 2346 nucleotides long. RefSeq lists its product as uncharacterized. The record is from RefSeq and is a predicted model, not a curated record. The coding region runs from base 28 to 2190 and encodes 720 amino acids. Lineage: Eukaryota; Viridiplantae; Streptophyta; Magnoliopsida; Poales; Poaceae. The transcript is spliced from 13 exons.